This is a messenger RNA of Symbiodinium sp. CCMP2456, 495 nucleotides long. NCBI's taxonomy places the organism in Eukaryota, Dinophyceae, Suessiales, Symbiodiniaceae. The record is from the annotation of a GenBank genome assembly.
AUGGCAGGCCGCUGGCUCUGCGCUGCUUUGCCGGCUGUGCUUCUUCUAAAGGGCUGCGAUCAUUCGGAUCACGGGAGCAAGGCGGCUUGCGCCAAGAGCGACUUGCUCUGCCUCUGCAAGGCCGACUGCCAAGAGACUUGCCAGCAUUUCAACAUCACGGACAUGGAGGUCGGCGCAGCGUGCGCGAAAUGCAUGACCUCGCAGUGUGCGAAGGAGGCCAAGGCCAUGUGCCCCCAGGAUUCCGUGUCGAUCUGCCACAACUGCAUCACGGAUGGUGCCGUCUGCUGGGCAACCACCUGGCCCACUUGUGUGGCACAGUGCCUUCACUGGUGGGAGCCGGUCGAGUGCACACAAUGCUGGCUCACGAAUUACACAGCCAACUGCCUCGGCAAGUACAGCAAAUGCAUCGAGCCGGGCACAGAAGAUGGGGAGCCAAGCUUGUCUCCAGUGGCGUCGACUGAAACGAGCACAGCGCCUGCUGAAGUUGUGGUUUGA